AUGGUGGGACAAAGGCCUGCAAUGGAGACAAACAGUGCUAGAAAUCCUACGGUAGUCGUCAGUGGACCACCUGACAGCCUGACUCAGGUGGUGGCACCUGCUUCACGCCCAUGCCAGCCAGACAGUUUGCUGGAUGGUGAGAAGACUGGAGCGGUGCUGCUGUUCUCCGGAGUCUUCCUGUCUCUGGUUGGUGUCACCUUCACCGCCAUGGGCUGGCAACACUACAGAGCCAGCUCCAGGUUUGAGUGGACCCAACUGCUGGGCCCCAUCCUGAUCUCCGUUGGAGGUACUUUCACCCUCACGGGCAUCUGCAGGUUUGGCAUCGGCUCCUGCCGGCCCUGCAAGCAGUGGGACGAAGAGGCGCUAGUAAUGCCUGCGAUGGAGCAAACCUCCAGGGGACAUUCUUGUACAUUAAGUGGGAUAAAUCAACCAAUCAUGUUGCACAGAGCCACAACAAUGCUAUGCAUUCCACCCGCCUAUAACUUUACAACCCCGGAAAUACACCAGGCCACUGAGUUCCAACCUGGCAGGUCUGUGAAUGGCAUCCCUGUGGCUCUUCCUCCAUAUGAUGCUGUUUACUGUGUGGAUAACAGAGCUUUUGAAACAGAAGUAGGCAGCUCGGUCCACAGCUCAGAAACAGACGGCAGAGGAAGGAGUUUUCCUGUCCCGAUGGAGGUCCGACGAGACGAACAUGCAAUAAUCCGCUCCAGUCGUCCGGGAUCAGCGGGCCUCGGAGUCCAGGCUCGGUCCUGGGACUCUGUGGCUUUCAUCUCAAUGUGA
Molecule: messenger RNA, 780 nt
Organism: Lates calcarifer (barramundi perch)
Lineage: Eukaryota; Metazoa; Chordata; Actinopteri; Centropomidae
Gene: tmem174
Product: transmembrane protein 174
Exons: 2
Coding region: 1-780 (259 amino acids)
Source: RefSeq, a predicted model, not a curated record